AGUCGUCUCGUCAGUUGAAGCGCGUGUUCCAGAAAUGGGCAGCAGCGGCAACACUUUAAAAAGCUUGGGCAGACGCUGCCUGCUUCGACUCUCCUCCGAUUGCCAUUCGCUCCUCCAUGGGAAAAGCUUCGGCGAAGCUACUCUUACGAGCCAAAGACGGAGACUUUACCCCUUGUCUUCCCCUCGUAAGCUCGCAGGUUUCAAAGGUGCUCCUCCUCCGCGUUCCUUUUCAACGUCGUCAUCGUCAUCAAAGGUCGGGUUUUUGGGAUGGUAUUUAGCGAAGCUCGAUUCCAAGCCUCUUAUUACGAAAGCUGUCACAACUUCGAUUAUCUUUGCUGCUGCUGAUUUCACAUCCCAGAUGAUCACAUCAGAAUCUUCUGGUUAUGACUCAAUAAGGACAUUACGAAUGGCUGCUUAUGGGUUGCUUCUCCUGGGGCCAUCACAGCAUCUUUGGUUUAACUUAUUGUCAAAAGCUUUGCCCAAACGGGAUAUGCUGACAACCUUCAAGAAAAUGUUUAUGGGGCAGGCUGUCUACGGACCUGCGAGCACUACAGUUUUCUUCUCCUAUAAUGCAGCUCUACAAGGUGAAAGUGGUGAAGAGAUUGUGGCUAGAUUGAAGCGUGACCUCCUCCCAACAUUGAUAAACGGUGCUAUGUUCUGGCCGCUCUGUGAUUUUGUUACAUACAAAUUUGUACCUGUUCAUCUCCAGGUAUUUUUGGCUUACUUCCUUUUUUUGAAUCCUCAUUUUGAACAGGCGAGAAUGUUAUUGAAAUUAUUUAAUUUAGUCAGAUCCAAUUGCUAUGACAAACACCUUGAUAAAAUCUUUUGGCAGCCUUUAAUGAACAGUACAUGUGCCUACAUAUGGACAAUUUAUUUGACAUACAUGGCAAGCUUAAAGAAAGUGAGCAUCAAUUAGUGAGGGUUUUGUCUUGGAGUCUUGAGGUAAAAUAUUCUUGAGUUGCAGUUAACCAUACCUUCAGUUAUGCGGAAUUAGAUUGGUAAGGUUGACUUCGCUGUUUAAGGAUUCUGAUUCGCGAUUAUCGUUAUUCUUUUUUUGAGCCACAAAAUAGGGUUUUUUGGGCUUAGUUAGUUAUUACUGUUUUCUAUUACCAAGGAACUAUAAUUUAGUAAUUUCAUUUCUGAUAUUUUGCUGAGUAGAUGGAAUAUGGAGCAAAGAGA
Messenger RNA from Theobroma umbraticum, 1179 nucleotides. The record is from RefSeq and is a predicted model, not a curated record. Lineage: Eukaryota; Viridiplantae; Streptophyta; Magnoliopsida; Malvales; Malvaceae.